UUGAUUUGAAAUUGAAAUAGACAAAAAGAAAUCUAAUAAUUCCCGUAACAAUAAGAAAACAUUUUAAUUAUACAACACAUAUAUAAAAUAGACAAAAAUAGAUGCAAUAAUAAAAACACUUAAACAGCAUAUGUACAUAUAAAUAUUUAUACUGUGAGUCAUCAUGUACCGGAGUGUGUUUCACGAGGCGGUGAAAAUUUUAGCAGCAUAUGAUUAAAAGGGAAACUAAGUAGGCCCAUCAGAUAAAACUUGCGAGAGGAGUCUUCCUAUUCUUGGGAACCUCAGGAAAAAAGGAAUAUUUUCCCUCUCCUAGCUGUUCAUUUCGAGCAUAAUGAGGAGGGAAGGAUUUGCAGGAGGAUCUUGCAGGUAACCAGCCUAUUCUUGCCGAGGUGAAAAGAUCGAGAUUCAUUCACUGGGUCGAUCCCAAAAUUCAUCCCACUGAAAAAGAUCGUAAGCGAUAACAUUGAAGUAUGGGGGCGGCGGUGGGUGUCAACCCUAAAAUCGUUAUUUCAAGGAAAAUAUGUUCCCACCGUACGGUUGCAAUCGAAAGCAAAAUGAGUUUUCCCGGACCACUGAAUCUUGCUAUUCCAUAUAGAAUAUGGAGAUUUCCCAAUUAAACUGCAUGGCCUUUAAAAGGAGGUAGAUUUUCUAAGCGCCAGAUGUUGAGUUUUAGAGAUAGAUGAGCAUUUAAUUGUGAACUACGCUUAACUUUGAGACACUGAGAGCCGAAUGGCUAAGGAUUGCAUCAGAGUAAAAACGGACUCCUGCGUGUUCUCAGAGAACGAUUUCCCUCGCUUAAGACCGGAGCUCAAACCUCAAGGCUGAAAAAAACUACAUGUACCUAAUAUAUUUUGUGAACGAGUUGAAAAAUUGCAGAUGUUUCUGACAGUGGAAGAAGUGGGUCAACCGAAAAAUAGUGGAGACUAAGAAAAAGAUUUAGUUUACCUGGUGACGAAGGUGUGAUUUAAAUUCUGUGAAGAUGUAAACCAAUCUAAACAAAGAUAGAAGUUUUGUAAGGUUUUCAUGGCUAAAUAAGUACGUUCUGUAAUGUUGAACACAACCAUAUUGCCGGAAUGUAACGCUGUACUAAAUAAACCCCUCAGACAGAGUAACUCUCCACUUUUGCUGUGUAUGAUGCUCUAUCUAUCUCAUUUUGACAUCUUUGGUUGUUAAUGUGUAGGUUAUUUUAUGGUUAAAGCGAUCGGUUUUAUGAAUGUGACAUUUAAAUGGGUCCAAACAUUGGAAAAAUGAUUCCAUUGAAUUUAAAACUAAAAUCCAUAUUCCGAAUCGGAUCCUGUUGUUAAUGUAAAAUGUUAUAAGUUUUACAAAUGAGAUCAGCAGUAAGUGUUAUUUUGUCAAGUCCCUUGCCAGACCCAAAUAUGUCACACCCAGAUUAUGAACAGUCCUAUCAUCAUCAUUCUGCCUUGCUAAUUCUUGUCAAACAUUUGGGUGAGGAGCUUCCUCAAAAGAAUUUUUUAAAGUUGUUUGAUCGGAUAAAUAAAAUAAACAACAUAAAAAUUGUUGAUAGCCUUGGUGUAAAUAGGAAUAUAUGGGCGAGAUAUAUUAAAGAUUACCCUGUUGGCAAUAAUGACUGGGGAGAUUUUCAAACUCACCGAAGACUUUUGGGUCUUAUAACAAUAGGAAAAUGUAAGACUCAAAUUGAACUGAAUGAAAUAUGCCGUAUUCAUGAAAGUCUCAAAGUUAAAUACACAACUACACUUUAUGAUUCAAGAUGUAUUAUUCUUGGAAUAAAUGAUGGUCCUAACACUCCUACUUUUGUUCCUCCAUCAUUUUUUAAAAGCAGAGGUUUAUUUUAUGCAACUGAUGGAGAAGAAAGUGCUAAUUUAGAAGAUACUAUUUCCGAAUUUCUUUCAUCCAUAUUCUGGGUAUUAGAAUCAAAAAGGCAUGAAAGAAGUCGUGAAAAGAUUGAACGAGUUUCCUUACUUUUGGCUCCUUUUGAAAAAAAGGAUUUUGUCGGCCUUGAUAUGGAAUCCAGAAGCAAUCGCAAAAGAAGUUUGGGUCGCAUGACUAAACAUUUAGGUGAUCUAUGCCUUCAAGCAGGCCUACACUGUGAUGCUCUUAACCAUUAUCAUUCAGCUGUGGAAAUAUUAAGAUCAAUUAAUGACUGGUUAUGGCUUGGAAGUGCAUGUGAAGGAUUGGGUGCUGCAACAAUGUGUGUUCGUUACCCUAAUGCCGGGAAAUCACUGUCAGUUCAGAGGAAUUCAUCACUUCAAGAGGGUUCUCAUAUGAAAACAAGAAAUACUUCUACUAAGAAUACACUUGGAAUGGAAAUAUUAGAACCAUCUUCGUUACCCGCUCUUCCACCACCAACCAAUGUAUUAUCUAAUGAAGAGAUUUUGAAAGCUUAUAGGGAAUCAAUUGUUCAUUAUAGCAAGUAUCAGAAUGCUGGUGUGAUAGAAACAGAAGCAAGUUUUAAAGCAGCGAGGAUAGCUGUGGAAUUGAACAUGAUAUUACAUGCUGCGAAUUUCCUUCAAAAUAUUGUGUUCAUUAAUCUCGUCAUUCCAGAAGAGCAAAAGAUUCAAAGACUGAUGACUCUCUCAGAUCUUUACACUAAAAUGGGAUUUAUGCGUAAAGCCUCAUUUUAUCAGCGUUUAGCUGCAUCUCGCUAUGUGUCAGCCAGAAAUCCACAGACUGACUGGGAUCAGUGCUACAGUCUUAUGAUUCAGUCUCUGACAGGUCAUCGCCUUACAUUAGAUCCUGCUGAUUAUCCCAUGAAUGGAGAAAACGGAUGGGGUAGGCUCCAAAAACAAGUCUUACAAGAUGUCGUGGUUGCUGCCAGACGUGUCGGACACUCCUCCUUAGCCACACGACAUAUGACACUCUUACUUCAAGUUAUGUGGUCUGAACUGACACACGCUGAAAGGCACGAAGCAGCCCUUCAACUGAAGGGUAUUGCAGCACAGUGUGAGGGUUCUCCGGUUCCCCUUGUGCUCGAGUCUGGUCUUGUUAUCCCACCGGCUAAUCUAAUACACAUUCCUACUGCUGAGAGUUUUGUAGUUCAUAAAUUGCGACAGCAUUUACAACCUAUGAAAAUGGAAAAAGUCAAAGAAGACUACGGUCCAUUUUUAUUUACUCCACUUAAUUUUGGUUCAAUGGAAAGAAAGUCAGGAUCAACAAAGGAUAGUAAACUAAGCUAUCUUUGGGUUGCUGAGGAAGAAUGUGAAGUCAAAGUUGAAUUAACUAAUCCUUUGCCUUUUGAAUUAGAAGUAUCUAAUAUGCGGCUGUUAACAAACGGUGUGGUAUUCGAAACACUCCCACUUACUGUUACUUUACCUCCAGAUGCUGUGAAAUAUCCUGUAACUCUUGCUGGAACGCCUAAAGAAGUUGGAGAAUUAGAAAUUUCUGGUUAUUCAACACACACUUUAGGAGUAAAGAGUAAUUGUCGUCUAAAAAACCUACCUAAAAUUCACCAGUCACAGUUUGUAAUAGAAGUAGUUCCUGCCCUUCCUCUUCUUGAAGCUAAAAUUUUGAUUGGACCUGAGAAUGAAAAAACUUCUUCAGUUAUUUCUCUCUAUGCAGGUGAAAGGACUGUAUAUGAUUUAGUUCUACAGAAUGUUGGAAGAGGCCCUGUUGAAGUUGUCGAAAUCAUUGUUGAUUCCGGAUUAGACUCAAACAUGAUCACUUGUGACAUUACGCCACUCAAAGACCACCUGCCGUUGGCAGAAGAUGAACAAGUUCGAUUGCCAGUGACUUUCUUUGCUGUUGCCAAUUUCGUCAGCAGUUUUCCUCCAGAUGCAGGCAGUAUGAGAAGCAGUUUAUUUUCUGGGACCAAUUCAUUCCCAUCAUUAUCAUCGAGUUUCAGGCCAGGAAUGUAUGACCAUUUGACUACACCAACUCCUUCUUUUAGAUCAGGACCAAGCAGUCUUAAUUCACUUAGUUCACAGUUUAAUAAAUUGAAUAUCGAUAACUCAACUAAGGGUAUUGAAUGCAGAAUCAAAGUACGUUAUUCUGCUAAGCCCGGUUUGGAUGCUGGCUAUUGCCGCGUGGCCUCUGUCCUCCUCCAUAUUGAUAUUACCAACUCUAUAUUAAUAUCAAAUUGGGAUGUGCUGCCUGCAGAAACGAGUUCACAGUUUUAUAUGGUUUUGGAUGUUGUAAAUAUGACUAACCAAGAGGUAGAAGUUAAGUACACGGCUAAUAAAUGCAUUCUUAUUGAAGAAGGAGAAUCUUGCAGAGUUCCAAUUCCAGUUGACAGGUGUCCGCUUUCCAAAGUUGGUAAAUACUUUCAAGGAGAGGAUUCAAUAAAGGAUAUAGUAGAUCUAAAUCUAGCCUGCAGUGAUCAUAUAGCUUCGCUAGUAGAAGUGGACUGGGAACUCGGAGGUCGGAAGGGAAAAGCCUCUCUGAAAGGCAUCACAUUAUCCUCUCAUAUGUUGGAUAUUGUGAGAAUGUCUCCUAUCAGCUGGGAUGUUCAUAUAAACGGGGAAGAAGCUAGCGGUGCACCUAUGAUGGUCGGAAUUGGUGAAUGCAUCCAGAUACAAAUAGUAGCUCGGAAUUCUCUUCCAUGGCCUCUAAAAGACAUAUCCUUGUCUGUUCAGUUCUUCCAAGACUAUCAGAACAAUACUUACAAUUUCAAUUUGGAUACUCGCCUUGCUAUGGCAGGGCCUUCCCACUUGCACUUACCUAUAGUUUUAGAACAUGGAAGUGCUGAUUACUGCUUCAAUGUGGUAUUUUUUAUUCCUGGACAAUAUAAAAUGAAUGUCCAAUGUGUAUCUCAAGGGAAAAACACUUGGAAACUCGUACCUCCAGUCGAAUUUGAUGUUCAUGAUGCAUAGAUUUGGCUGUAAAAAUAAUGUGCAUCAUGAGAUUCAAAUUACCUUUUUUUCCUUUCAAUAAUUUAUGUCAUGAAAAAAAUUGUCAAUUUUGCUUUGAUUUAAAGUUAAACUUGUCAGUAAAUAUGUACAUGUUAUUUAUCACUUGUUUCAACUUGGCCUACAAGAGAGAUAGAUAGAGCUACAUAGAUAUAAUAUUCUUUAAGUUUUUUUUUCUUCUGAAUUUAUUGAGGAAGUUUUUGUUAGUAUAUUUUCUAAAUUAGAUGUUGCCUUAUUUAUUGUUAUCCUUAAAUAUAGCUUUGUUUUGUUGAUUGUUUUAUACUUGUGUGUUUAUCUUAUCACACACACAUGAAAUUUAUUUAAUGUGUAAAAAAGUAUAUUAUAUAUUUAUGUUUUUUAUAAAAUAUAUUUUUAUAUUUAAUUU
Messenger RNA from Nezara viridula (southern green stink bug), 5211 nucleotides. Lineage: Eukaryota; Metazoa; Arthropoda; Insecta; Hemiptera; Pentatomidae. The record is from the annotation of a GenBank genome assembly.